UCGUUUCCGAGAUGUUGGAACUCUUCUGUCGUAAGAUAAGAAACGGUAUGUCGAUCACGUGACAACGUCAAAAUUUAGGGCACUUUUAGUUCAACAGCGGUAAAUUUUCAAAACAAUGGGUAGGACCAAGAAAGCCGACGGAAAAAGAAAUUUAUGUUGUGUUGUUCCCGGUUGUAAAUCGGAUACUAGAAAGAACACUGACAAACACGAGUUUAUGAAGAAUGUGGACUUUUAUCCUUUCCCAACAAAGAUAAAAAAUGCUCAGUUGAGGAGAAAGUGGUUAAAAAUGAUUGAUAGACCAGCUGAUUAUGACCCCCCUGCGUGGCACCGUGUUUGUAGUAGACAUUUCGUUGGUGGAAGAAUGACUGCACAAAACAAUAUUCCAGAAUUAUUCCAUAAAAAUAAUUUCAAACAACCCUUAUCAGAAAGACCAGAUAGCUCUAUUAAAAAGAGACAAAUACUUGCAGCUGUUAAACCAAGCCAAAGAAAAAGAGAAUUGAAAUUCCAAAACAAAGAUAUUCCAAAUGAAACAACUGAUGUUAUAUGGAUAGAUGAGAAAGAGAACCAGCCAUCAGUAUUUACACAGGAUGAUAUUGCAAAAAAUGUUCCCAUAUCUAUCAAAGAAGUUGAAGUUGAAACUGUUAAAGAUAUCAUAGAUGUUCCAGAGGAUCACAGCUACAGUUUUAGUACAACAACUAUAAAACACAAAAGUUAUUCAACCUAUCGUGACAUUGGGAUUCAAACAGACGUUGACAAUGAAUUUAUUGAGCAACUAGAAACAAAAUUAAAAAAGGCUAAUGAGAAUUUAAAAGAUAAUGCAUUUUUACUACGAGACAGGUUUAUGAAAAAAGUUUUACGUGAUGACAAAAGUAUUUGUUUUUAUACUGGUUUCCCUAGUCUUCAUAUGUUUAAUGGAAUUUUUCAAAUAUUAGACAGUUAUGAAACAAAUAUAAAAUACUGGAAUGGACCAGACAGUAUAAAUGAAAAAAAGUAUGAAGAAAGAGAACAUUUAAAACCAGGUCCUAAAAGAAAGCUGUCUAGAUACCAUGAAUACACAGUUACUAUGAUAAGGCUCCGGCAAGCUCUACCAGAAAAAAUGUUGGCAGAUAUAUUUGGUGUUUCAGUUAGUAGAAUAUCUCAAAUAUUUACAACAUGGAUAUAUUAUAUGAAGUCUAUAUUAAAAGAUCUAGUAGUAUGGCCAUCCAAAGCUUUAAUUAAAAAGCAUAUGCCUGCAUCAUUUAAGAAAUCAUAUCCAAAUACCACAGCUGUAAUUGAUUGUACAGAAUUGUUUAUACAAAGGCCAAGGAAUCCAACAACUCAAGCUAAAACAUUCAGUACUUACAAGUCCCAUAACACGUAUAAAUGCUUAGUCAGCAUAACUCCAAAGGGUAAUUUUAAUUAUAUUUCGGAUCUUUAUGGAGGCAACACAUCUGAUAGAUAUAUUACUGAACAUUCUGGGUUCCUUGAUUUAGUAUCAGCAGGAGAUGAAAUUAUGGCUGACCGCGGAUUCAGGAUAAGAGACCUUCUUCUUGAGAGAAGGGCUUAUUUAACUAUGCCCCCUUUUACUAGAAAAUGUUCAUGGGGAAAGGGAAAACGUUUGACGGCCUAUGAAAUAAGGAAAACCAGAAAAAUUGCUAACGUAAGAAUAUAUGUUGAACAAGCAAUACAGAGAAUGAAGAAAUUCAAAAUGUUAUCUCAGAUUCUACUAUGGACACAAAAACCACUUGUUUAUCCCAUGAUGAUAGUGGCUGGAUUUAUUUGCAAUUUGAUGAAACCGUUAGCUAAUAAAUGAUCAAACAGUAGAUACAAUGUACAUGUAGUUGUCUCAUUUGAAAUCACACGACACCUUGAUUUUGUAAUUUUAAAGAAUUUGGCCCCUUAACCCUUCAGGUCUGUUUAAUUAUCCUGGUUUAAAUGCCCUUCAAAAGAUUGACUCCUCGAGUUGGAGAGGUCUAGGGUGCUAAUUACCCUAGCCAGAUCAAACCAAAGACUUUAAAAUUAGUAUUUGCUGCUUCCCUGGUAGACACACAGUAUUAAUGAGUAGAGCAAAGAUUGGUGACCUGAAUCAGAAUAAUGUGUCUGGGUAAGGUGAAAUGUCUUUCAGCGGACAAUUACCUUUUGAGUGUUGGCUAACACAAAACAGAAUUAUUAUUUGUAUACAUUACAUUAACUUUUUCUUGUCAAGAAUAUGCAUAAUAAUUGCCACUGGACAAUUCUGGAAGUAUUAAAGCAGUCAUCUUUCAUAUAUCAAAAAGAUUGAUAAAAAACAA
Messenger RNA from Mytilus trossulus (common blue mussel), 2270 nucleotides. RefSeq lists its product as uncharacterized. NCBI's taxonomy places the organism in Eukaryota, Metazoa, Mollusca, Bivalvia, Mytilida, Mytilidae. The transcript is spliced from 3 exons. The coding region runs from base 116 to 1792 and encodes 558 amino acids. The record is from RefSeq and is a predicted model, not a curated record.